GUUUAAGGUCAUCAACAACAGAUGUCACUCGUCCACCAAAUUCUAUUUUCAAGAUAACCUUCAAGUGAUUUAGUCAAAUGAAUUGAUAACAGCAAGUAUUAGGUGCAUCGGCUAGACACUGUGAAAAAUAUUUGGUUAAUCUAAUCAAGUGCUACUGUUACUUUUAAGGCCAAAAUGAAUUCGCUGAAUAGGGUUUUAGUGUUAAGUUCAACUAUACCUAAAAGUUCGAGGCUGAUUGCCACGACGAGUACCCGACUGAACGCUGACGAUGGAUGGCUUUCGAAGUUAUUGGUACGAAAAAUAGAGCCGACGAAGGAAUCUCACAGUCGUAUGCUUAGCGACAAGGAGAUCAUAUAUGCGUUGCACACUCAUAACAUUCGGCCUGAUUCUGUAGACAAAUAUUUACAAAACUACAAAACUUCUGUGGCGUUUGUAGAAUCAAAGAAAUCGGAAUUAGGAUGUGAGCUAGUGGGAUCAUGGACAGUGUCAGUCGGAGAUAUGGAUCAAGCGCUGCACCUCUGGCGUUAUGUAGGUGGCUUCGAAAAAAUUGAUAAGGCGAAGAUAUUAUUCAAAGAAAGCCCUGAAUAUCGAGCCCUGGAGAAAGAAAGGGGAAAUUACGUUCGUUCCCGCCACUUGCAAUACUUGCUAGCCUUCAGCUUCUGGCCGUCUGGUGAUCCUCGUCCCGGGAAGAACAUUUACGAAAUCCGAUCUUACAGUCUAAAGCCUGGUACGAUGAUCGAGUGGGGCAAUAACUGGGCUCGUGGUCUUACCUACCGACGCUCUCAGAACGAGGCCUUCGCCGGGUACUUCUCACAAAUCGGAAGGCUAUACAAUGUGCAUCAUAUUUGGUGCUACAAGGACCUGCAGGCGCGGCGCGAGACCCGCGAGAGCACGUGGCGCAACCCCGGCUGGGACGAGUGCGUGGCCUACACCGUGCCGCUCAUCCGGGAAAUGCACUGCCGCAUCCUCGAACCCACUGACUUCUCGCCCACCCAGUAGGCGGCUGAACUGAGCCUCGACGCACAUUAUCUGAAUUUUGUCACAAAAAUAAACUUACAAGCACCGCUAACCUGAUGAAUUUUCUAAAACCCUCGGUAACUAAACAUUGCAGAGAUCGUAAACUAAACAACUUAUAUAAUUGUAAGUAUUAGCUUGUGAAAGUUAACAUCAACUAAAUUUGCUACAAAAUACUCUAGACGCACACAUUACUAAUACAGACACAAACUACAGUUAGUGCAGCGCCUUAAGGGUUAAAUACGAGUCCAGAUUAAGCAAUAUAUCAUAGAACAUUAGUUAUUUAAUAUAGUAUUCAAUUACAUGAGAAAACACGUGAAAUAUUACCAUUUUAUAAAUGCAUGUACAUAAAUUUAUAUAAACAAAAACAUCGUGUCUACUUAAUUUUAAUAUUGUAACAAAUAAAAAUACAAAACAGUCCAAUAAAGCAAUAUUUAACAUUACUAAUACUGGUGGAUAUUAUUAAUUUACUUUUUCGGGCCAAAGUUAUUAGAUAGUAGGUACCAAACGUACUAACAAUUUGUUACUUGCUUUGUUAGCUAUAUUUUAAAAUACUUCUUAGCAAAACUGUAUAGUUCUGCUAGUGUAUAUAAUAAUGUGCGGCGAGGCUAAACUACACUAGCGUUUUUCGACUUUUUUUACUCUUAUUUUUUGUUAAACUUAUACAUUGCACGUAGUCGAUGUACCGCUACAAUUGUGCAUUAUUUAAAACUAUGUAAUUAAUUUUUUUAUACAAAUCUUUUUUUUAAUAAUCGAUUUUAAAAAACAAAGACGUAAAAAGUUCAUCCUAGAUUAUGCGGUGAUUUUAUCGAAUGCUUGCCACUAUCGACAUAUCGAUAAAUCAGUAGUUAUAUUGAAAUAAAAUUAUGAAGUAAUAAUGUGCAUUUACGCAGCAAGUUACUGUUGAAAGAUGUUCAAACGCUAGUGUGGCUCGAUACUAUAUAAAACAGGUAAUCCCUCGGGGAAAACCCGAUGUAAAUAAGUAAUAAUUAUAUCGUACAAAAAUGUUAAAUACUACCUGAGUCGUAUGGAUAGUAUAGCAUUUUAUUCUUUUUUAGCUAAAUAUGAAAUCGUGUAUGAAAAAUAUAUUAUUAUAUAAAAA
Molecule: messenger RNA, 2116 nt
Organism: Melitaea cinxia (Glanville fritillary)
Lineage: Eukaryota; Metazoa; Arthropoda; Insecta; Lepidoptera; Nymphalidae
Gene: Nipsnap
Product: protein NipSnap
Exons: 6
Coding region: 175-999 (274 amino acids)
Cellular component (GO): mitochondrion
Source: RefSeq, a predicted model, not a curated record